AUGUCCUCUAAAAAUCGUAAUAGAAUAAAAACUCCGGCUUAUUCACAAACAGACCUGGAAAGUGCCUUAAAAGAUAUAAGAGAAAGAGGACACGGUAUUAGAGAAACAUGUAAAAAAUAUAACAUCCCAAGAUCUACAGUACAAGACAGACUAAGUGGCAAAAGGACUGAUAUACUAAAAAACCCAGGACCCGAACCGGUUUUAGGGAUAUCCAUGGAGAAAGAAGUCGUACAAUGGAUUAUCAAAAUUGCUAAAUGUGGUUUUCCUGUCAAAAAACAGGAACUACUAGACACUGUACAAAAAAUUGUAAAAGACUAUCAGAGACCUAAUCCAUUUAAAGAUGAUCGUCCUGGUCAGACCUGGUAUUCAGGCUUUCUUAAAAGAAACCCAGAAAUCUCAGUCCGGUCAGCAGAAAGCAUAAACAAAGCUCGUGCACGCGUUACUGAAGAGCAUAUAAGGCAGUGGUUUCGAGAACUUGGAACAUUUUUAUCCGAAUCAGGACAGUCAGAUAUUCUCACACAGCCUGAUCGAAUAUUCAAUGCUGAUGAGAGUGGUUUUUCAUUAUGCCCCAAAACCGGAAAAGUUCUUGGACCGAAAGGCUUUCGAAACUUGUACCAAGUAAAUUCAGGGAACGAAAAGGAUAAUUUGACCGUAUUAAUUAAUUUUAAUGCUAAGGGACAAAUGUGUCCACCGGUAGUAGUUUUCCCAUAUUUACGUCCACCAAAAGCGGUAACUGAUAGUAUGCCUCCGGAAUGGAUUUUGGGUAGAAGCGAAUCCGGUUGGAUGCGAAGCGAAAUAUUCUUUGAAUAUAUAGUUAACGAUUUUAAUACUUGGGUUGAAAAUAAUAAAAUACAAAAGCCCAUUUUACUUCUUGUUGAUGGCCAUAAAUCGCAUAUGUCGUUGGUGUUAAGUUCUAUGUGUGAACAGUUAGGAAUAAUAUUAUAUGCUCUGCCACCAAACACCACGCACAUAUUACAACCUGCUGAUGUCAGUGUGUUUGCCCCAUUAAAAGUAAAUUGGAGGAAAGAAGUAAGAAAGUUUUUAUCCAAACCUGACAAUUUGAAUGCUUCAGUAACAAAAACUAAUUUUUGUCAAUUGUUUAAAAACAUUAUUGAGGACUCGCAGAUGGAUAUAUGUAUAAAAAAUGGGUUUAGAAAAUGUGGCUUGUUUCCUUUUGACCCCAAUGCAAUGGAUUACACGAAGUGUGUACAAAGUACUAUGGAACGACUCAAUAAUCCGAGAAAUUGUGAGCAAACGGGUAUUACAAAUCAAGAUCUGGUUUCCACGCGAAAGGUGAUACGGCAUUUAGGACCAGUUCUCCGUAAGAAAAAUGUAGAUAUCAAGUUUAUUUUGAGAGAAGUGAAGAAGUUAAGAAAGACAGAGCCCAGACAGUCGGAAGUUUUGUAUGAAACUGGAUCUGAGGACCGAUCUAAUUCGACAGUUCGUUUAUCAACAUCUUCACUGAUAGACAGUGAAACAAAUUUGAGUAAGGCCAAUCCUGCGACCAUUACCUCUAUGCCACAUACUGUUAAUCCAGUUAACGAUAGCGAUCCAGCAUCAGUUAUCGAUGGGUCAGGUUUGAACAACACGCAUUACGCGGAUGAACAGUUGUUGCCUCCGCCUAUUAAAGAAAAUAUUUUAUUACAUGCAAAUACUUCCAAAGACAUUGCGAUAGAGGGAUGCGAUAAAUACAAUGUUUCUGAAUCUUUAUUAACUAAUUUGGAAUUGAAAGACCAAGAAACCAUUAACAACCAAAUAAUUUCUAGGCAAGAUACAACAGAAAAUAUAAAUAUAGGAACCAGUCUCACGAGCUUUCAUUUAUCUGGCAGUUAUCUUGAUCAAGGUACUCUAGUAUCCUUAGAUGAUAUCGUAAUAAUACCUCUACAAUCAAGUACGCCAACAAGAAUAGAUUUUCAAGGUAUCACGUCGCCAGCAGUAGUUACAUUACCUCAUGUAAAAAACAAGGAAUCGUUGACCGAAUCUGAAAAACCUUACUCUGAAACAGAAGUUUUGUUCAAAACACCAAUGACAAUAGAAGAAAAUCAAUUGUUAGCUUCUCAGUGUACAAUACUAGCAGAUCAGACUAUGACUGAACCUAUUUUAUCAACUGCAAUAUCAAAUUCAGGCUUUUCUACUAACGUUAUAUCGGAAAAUAACUAUUCCAUUUUAGGCAACACUAGCAGACAUCAACCAACGUCUAUGGAGUCACUUGAUAAUGUAAUAGUCAUACCUUCGGAAUCAACUGCACUCAGCACUAAUGCUUUUAGUAAGCAUUUAUUUCUGCCUGAACCCUUGAUAAAAUCAAACAAAAAUAUUUCUAAGCCACGAGUUCCUGCUGCAAUAUCAUCUUUGGCUUGGAGGAAACAUUACGAGGAAAAAGAAAAAAUAAACAUGAGAAAAGAGAGUCCAUACAACGUAAAAAAGAAGCAUCUAAAAGAAAGAAGGUUGAAAGAGGCGAAGUUAAGAGAAGAAAGACUGUGA
Molecule: messenger RNA, 2481 nt
Organism: Parnassius apollo (apollo)
Lineage: Eukaryota; Metazoa; Arthropoda; Insecta; Lepidoptera; Papilionidae
Source: the annotation of a GenBank genome assembly